UUGUCUAUGGCAUUCAUUUUAAAUGGCGGCUCUAGUCCUUGCUGCUGCUGUCGUUUUGUGUAUGAAUUAAAUAAAUUACUAUAGUUUCUGUACUUAGAAAACAUUUUGUAAACAGGCAGUGGAAAUGUAAAUUAUCCUUACAAUCGCUACUUGAAAAGUUAAUCGCAAAGUGUAGUUCUAAAGGACGGGUAUAGGCCAGAAUGUCGAGCGAUGAAGACAAACCACCCGCGCCUCCAGUGCGCCUAACCAGCAACAGGGCAACCGACCGUGGAGAUUCCGUAGCCUCCGUAGAUAUGAGGCCUUUACCAAAAGAACCUGAUGAUAGUGGGGACAGAAAGAAAAAAACAUUAAAAGCAAAAAUUAAAGGCUCUAAAAGUACUGCCCAUAAUGAUAAUAAGCCAAAUAUUAGCUACCCAACUAACUUUGAACACACAGUUCAUGUAGGAUUUGAUGCUGUUACUGGAGAGUUCACAGGCAUGCCUGAAGCUUGGGCGAGAUUGUUAAUGGCAUCCAACAUCAGUAAGCAAGAGCAGAAGAGUAACCCACAGGCAGUUCUAGAUGUUCUUAAGUGGUAUGACGCCUCGGCAACUCAACCGCCGCCAUCGAAAUAUAUGACAUCUGCUCAGAUGCACACUACACACUCUGGUUCUUCUGUGUCGCGGGUUUCGUCGAGCAGUCCCUCGUCUUCCACUCCGACGGACACGGAGCACCCGGAGCCUCCGCCGCCGCCACCGUCUCGGCCCGACCGCACCAAGAGUAUUUAUACAAAGCCAAUAGAGGAAAUAGAGGAAGCGCCUCCCCCGCGCCCGCCCGCGCCCGCGCCCUCCUCGCCGCCGCACGUGCCGCAUCCUGCGCUCACGACUCAUUCAAUAUGCAGCCGAGGAGAGACGGGCUCGGCGCUGGACCGCAACAAGAACCCCGCCGGCGCGCAGACGCCGCCCGCGCUGGCGCCACACCCCGCGCUGCCCGCGCUCCCCGCGCUGCCCGCGCACGCACCGCCCGCGCCGCCGCCCUCCAACGGAGCUCCCGCCACCGAAACCGGACGAGCAGCUGGUCAGCAACAGAGGAAAAAGAAAAUGACAGAUGAAGAAAUUUUAGAAAAGUUAAGAACAAUUGUCAGUGUAGGAGACCCCAAUAGAAAAUAUACAAAAAUGGAAAAGAUUGGUCAAGGGGCAUCAGGUACAGUGUACACGGCCAUAGAGACUUCCACCGGCAUGGAAGUGGCGAUCAAACAAAUGAACCUCAGCCAGCAGCCCAAAAAAGAGCUCAUCAUCAACGAGAUCCUCGUGAUGCGGGAGAACAAGCACAACAACGUCGUCAACUACCUCGACAGCUAUUUGGUGAACGAGGAGCUGUGGGUAGUGAUGGAGUACCUGGCGGGCGGCUCGCUCACGGACGUGGUGACGGAGACGUGCAUGGACGAGGGGCAGAUCGCCGCCGUGUGCCGCGAGGUGCUGCAGGCGCUGCACUUCCUGCACACCAACCACGUCAUCCACCGCGACAUCAAGUCCGACAACAUCCUGCUGGGCCUGGACGGACAGGUCAAGCUGACCGACUUUGGUUUCUGUGCUCAAAUAUCCCCUGAACAAAACAAGAGAACCACCAUGGUUGGAACGCCAUAUUGGAUGGCACCUGAAGUUGUUACGAGAAAACAAUACGGCCCCAAGGUAGACGUAUGGUCUCUGGGUAUAAUGGCAAUCGAGAUGAUCGAGGGGGAGCCGCCGUACCUCAACGAGAACCCCCUGCGGGCGCUGUACCUGAUAGCGACCAAUGGCAAGCCCGACAUCAAGGACAAGGAGAAACUCAGCACCGUCUUCCAAGACUUCCUCGACCAGUGUCUAGAAGUCGACGUGGACGGCCGCGCGACUGCUCUAGACUUGCUAAAGCACCCAUUCCUCAAGAUGGCGCGGCCGUUGGCGUCGCUGACUCCUCUCAUUAUGGCCGCGAAGGAGGCGGCCAAGGGCCAUUAGCGCAGGCCCGCGGCGCCCGCCGCACCCGCGCAGUAGCGCCACCAGUGCCUCGCGCGGCCCCCGCCCGCGCUCCGAUGCCCACGACCACCGCCCGCGGGGGGUCGCCCCCGGGCUGUACAGUCGGUCAUCAUCGAAUCGGUGUAAUUAACUAUCUACAUAUAGAGCAAUAUUUUAUGUUUGUAUAAAAAUGGCUGCAGAUUAUUAAUACUGAAAGAGGUGAUCAUAUUUUUACAAACGAGAGGUCGAUAACGUAGCAGUCCAAUAGGCGUAGCGGUAGGUGUCGUGUAGAAUCGUUAUUUAUUGUAAUUAAAGGACGCCGUCGGGUCGCCGUGCCCCUCCCGAGCGCGCCGGAAAGCGAAUUCGUAUAGUGUUUUGUAGAUAUAGGCGUUAGAUACUCGAAAUGUUAUGAUAAAAUCUGCGAAAAGAAGACUGGCAGUUGACUCUUAGACGUAAUGUUAUAUAAUAGUAGAUUACGGUAGUAUACAAUUAUGGAAACAGCUUAUUCACUGUGAUGGUAGUAGGCGGGACCGCGGGGAGCACGGCCCCGCGCGGCGGCGACUGAGAGUGCACGCGACGUGUCGCCGGGCGAAGUGUAGUCGCGCCGGCGUCGAUUACUAGAUGAGAUUCUUUUUAUAUUUUAGCUUGGAGAAGCACGCAUUUUAUCAAUAUUUAUGAAUUAUGAAUAUGUGUGUGUAUAGUUGCGUAUUCUUAUUUUUAUUUUAGACUGACCUUACUUUAUAUUAAAACAGAAUGCCCGUCGCAACGGGCGCCGCUUUCACGAGCGAGUUUAUCGCCGUGCCGGCAAAUUGUUAAGAGACCAAACCAGAAAAUGUUUUAUUGAGCAAAACGUAAAGACCGUGCCUGAAGUUCUAAGUAUUUACUGUACACUAUUUUGGUAGCAGAGCAUGGUACAGUUGACGGAAGUUAUGAGGCACAAUAAACUCGCUCGUGGAGACUCGACGAAUUAACAUAUUUAACUAAGAGCUGGUGAUGGCCAGGCCUUUUUAUAAAAUCUGAAAGUAUGUCAGCAAUCAUAGGUAAGUAAGGCAGGCAACUAUGAAGUUUGGAUCAUACCUUCCAAAGUGUAAAUAAUCCUACUAAACGUUUGCUUAUCAUUUAACAUUAUGGGGCUGAUGGACCAUCAACUUUUAUAAAAUGACGAAGGUCUGGCGAUGACAUGCUCUCGCUCUGUAAUGCUUAUGAUUGUCGGUACUAUAGCUUGCUAGUUAGGUUAGGCUAUGCCUAUUAUUAUUAUGGAACUAUAACUUAUUGCGAGCUGCUUUAGUGUUUUUUUUUUUGAGGAUAAUUAUUUAUGUCAUUAUUCUGGAUAAUUUCAAUGUUUUAGAGCUAUUUAAAUUUUGACGUUACAGGUUUGCAUAAGUUUUAAUUUAAUUAAUUACGAAUGUAUUAUGAAAUAUAACUUUAUUUUUGUGACGAUAACACUGUUAGUCAUGAGAGCGAAGCAUUUACAUAGUAUUAAGUUUAUAUAGUUUAUUGUACUGAUUAUAAUUCGGAAUGUGAAAGAUUGGUAAUUUAUCGUUUGAGGCACAAAAGUUUUAUUUCCUAUAGAAUAAUAUUUAAAAAAAUAUAUGCAAUUUAAUAAAGGGGCUCAAAGAUUAGUGGCCGCCCGCCAUUUUGAAAUUUUACGAGAAUGAUGUCGCAUUCUGAGACCCAUCUAAAUCUAUAGUAUACCACUUUAUCCACAAGUUAUAAUAAGAGCACAAAACGCAUGUCCUUUUAUACCUAAUUUAUUUAAAAUUAUGUACAUAUGUUUUGGUUUUUAUAAAAUGUUAUUCAAAAGAUCUAUAUCUAAUUGUUCUAACUUUAUCAAUCUAAUUUAUUGUCAUUAAUUUAGGAACAAGUAAUUAAUAAAUUUUAGGUGUAAAAUGACUAGCGAUUUAUACCCAUAUUUUUAAUUUCAUCAUCAUUGACAACCUACUCGAAAAAAAGCGUCAUGUUUUAAAUAUGGUGUCUUGUGAACAUAUAUAUGGGAAAAACUCUCGUGCGAAUGAGGGCUUAGGGUAAUAGUCCACCCCACGCUAUAGCACAAUACGGAUUUGCAGGCUACUCACACGUAGCCUGCCAAUCCGUAUCCGUAUAUACACGUUAAGGUAGGCAGGUUUCCUCACAAUUUAUUUGCUUUUAUUUAUUUAAUUUAUUAAAAGACCCGUGAUAGCCCAGUGGAUACUUACGACCUCUACCUUCGAUUCGGCGUGGAUUCGAAUCCGAUCCAUGGCAUGCACCUCCAACUUGACCGCUUUGUUAAUUUGUUUAUUGAUAAAGUAAUAUCUUUGACAUCAAAUUUUCGGAACCUGAGAGCUUAAACACAAAAUGACUUAUUAUAUUUUUUAACCAUGUGAUUAUUCUUUACCGAUUUAUAAAGGUCUUAACAUGCGUCAGCAUUUUGGAAAUAUCAAAAUGGCGGUAGAUCAUACCGCCAAUACAAAAAUCUUUGAACCCCUUUCAUGAAGAGUAAAUAACAAAUUACCGAGACAAUAGCAAGCAGUAGUCAUAUAUUGUAAUUAUUAAACUUAAAGGUAAACAUUUUAAUCAUGAAAAAUGUAAAAAAAAGAACCACAAUACUAUAACGAUUAUUUUAAAAUGUAAAAAAAACGACUCUCUGCUUUUAUACUAAACGUAUGGGUUGUGCCGAUAGAUGCUGUUAAAUAAUUUUUUUUUGUAUGUAAUUUUAGCUAUUUCUUUUUUGUUUUGGGCGGAAUGGUUGAUUGAUGUAUGUUUGAACGAUUGAUUGGUGAUCAACAGUGAAGGAAGGGAUAGUGAGGUUGUCAAGUAUUGGAGUGUAAAUUGUACAGAUAAUAGUUAGACUCGUGUAGUAUACUCUUGACAAUAUCAAUGACCAAUUAUGCUAUCUAGAUUUUUUAUGUUCUCAGGUUGGUGCAAAACGAUAUAUAGGUCUACAAAAUAUUAUUUGACGAUUCAAAUAUUUACCCUGCCCUGUAGCACACCACGCACCACGACAUAUCUACUCGAGAAAAAAUCAAACGUCGACCAAUAGCGGCAGAAUCAAAAGAGAAAUAUGUUUUAACUCCGCCGCUAUUGAUCGUCAAUAUGUAAUUUUUUUCACGAGGUAAAUGUUGUUGACGCACACUAGGCCUACUGUUCUUAUAAUCAAGCGAAUACUAACAAUGGCGGAAUAAUCGAUGCAGUAUUCACAAUUCCUGAAAUCUUAAUUCGUUAUAUUCAAUCAUAGUAAUAAAUAGAACUAGAGAGAACCACAAACGUCGACCAAUAGCGACAGAAUCAAAAGAGAGAUAUGUUUUAACUCCGCCGCUAUUGAUCGACAAUAUGUCACUUUUUUCACGAGAUAAAUGUUGUUGACACACACUAAGCUUACUGUUAUAAUAAUCAAGUGAAUAUUAAUGGCGGAGAUAAUCGAUGGAGUAAUUAUAAUUCCUGAAAUAUUAAUUUGGUUUAUUCAUUCAUAGUAAUUAUUAGACUAUAAUACUAAUCAUCGAGUAUGAAUACUGACUGGUAUUAAUAAAUAAUAAUUGGGACAAAUACAAUAACUGGAUAAUUAAUAAAAUUAUCACUUGAAUACUAACAAUCAGUGGAAUAUUAAUAAUAAUCAUUAAUUACAGGGAAUUUAAAUUCAGACUAUAACCAGGCUGGCUUUGUAAAAGCAGGAACAUGUUUAUGAAUUACUAGCGGAAGCCCGCAACUUCAUCAUAAAUCCAAACUAUGAUAGUACUACGGAUUUUUCCGGGAUGUAAAGUAGCCUGUAUGUUAAUUAUAUUAAACAGAAUAAAAUCUAAUUCCAUUCCAAAUUUCAGCCAAAUCGCUUCAGUAGCCGCAGCCCAAAGGAGAAACAAACAUACACACUUACACACACUUUCACACACAAACUUUCGAUUUUAUAGUGUGAUCAUCAGCCUGUGAGUGGUUGCGUUCAUGUAAACGUGUUUCUAUGCCACUCGCAUCCUCCUAUAUCACUAAAUAAUUUAACAACGCGUUUCUGCUAUUAAUAUUAAUUUAACAAGGCGUUUGUGUUGUCUACUUAAUAUUACAUCCAAAGCCAAACCAACAUACCCCCAUGUUUAUAAUACUGAGUUACCCCCAUGUUUAUAAAAAAAGUAAAGAUUUUUUCAAAGUAAAGUGGACCUAAUAACUACUACCUAAAGUUCACUUUACUAUGAAGAAAAUUGAAAAUCCAGCAUGCAACCUAAUGUUUUGCACAUUAGAAAAGCGUUGGAAAUUAUUUAGUGAUAAGGAGGAGGUGAGUGUCAUAGAAACUUAUUUAUACUAAACGCAACCAGACGUAGGCCGAUGAUAAUAAUUCAUAAACAUUUUUUCCUCUUUUCGGCCGUUAGAGUUACAGAGAAGGGUCACCAAAUAAUCGGCUUUGUAUUAAAUCUGUUUUUUUUUUGGUUUAUUUAUAUUGCAGUAUUUUUUCAAGAUAAGUUAAAGGCUUUUUUGAGUACCUUUUUAGUUGCAAACUGCAAGUAUUAUUAUGUUAUACCAGAAUGAUAUAUACUCGUAUGCUGAAACCUAACAAAAACACUAAGUUAUUAAUGUUUCUGACCGACGUUAGAAGGAUUUGUUUAUUAAUUCUAAACAUAAUAUGUAUAAUUAGAAAAUAAUCACUGUAAUAUGAAAGAAACUCUGGAAUGUGUCUAAUAACUGUGUCUAAUAUGUGACGGUUAAUGAUUAAAUAAAAUCGUAAUAAAACGUUACAGGCAGACGCCCGCGUGCAGGGGCGUAGCUACCACCGUAUCAGUGAUACGGGGCCUUCGGACUACAGGGGCCCCUUACGUGUGAAAGCAAAAAAUAAGAAAAAUAUAGGUAAUCCACAAUCUCUUUUUACUCUGGUUAAGCGUGCGCCCUAAAGUUGAAAACAUACUUACUCGUAGAUUAGGUCUCUGACAUAUUUAUUUUAUGCGAGCAUUUUUGUUUCUUUUGUGAGAAGUCUUUACUUACCCUUCAUUUGGGCCUGCCAAGUAAUUUUAAUAUCCCCUCCAAGGCACGCUACGCCACUGACCGUGUGGUAUCAUCUGAUCCUUCUCACUUUGAAAAAUGCCAAGAUUGUAAACAAUUACAUUAAUUUAUUACAAUUUACACAAACCUUGACAAAUUACACACCUUCCUCAUUAAUCACUCAUUAUUAAAACUCAUUAUAAUAAUUAAUGAAUUUAUAGUUGAUGUUACAAGCACAUGGUCCACCUAAUGUUAAGUGAAAACCCAUCUUCCGUGGGCGUAACCAGGUUUGUAUUUAUGGGGGGCAGCUACAUACUUAAAUUGAGUAUCUCAUUAUUAAUUGAUAACUGUCCGACCAAACCAGCUUUUACGGCCGAAAGCGAAAUUGCAGCUUCAGCUUCAGUUUCAGUUUCGGCCGGGGUUUCAACCGAAACGAAACGGUUCUCAACCCACAUCCCGCUCCUCUUCUAUCGCAUAGCUAUGGAGUUCAAGUAACCGACCACUCUGCUACCUCGGUACGCCCAUGCCAUCUACUAUAACAGUUCGGAGAUGUUAGGCCUCAUGUGCCUGUAAUUUCACCGCUAAAAAGAGAUAGUUUGUGUGGUUGUCGGGGGUAAUCUCUGGGACUACUGAACCCAUUUUGAAAAUUCUCUUACUAAUGUAAUACCACAUUAUUUUGUGAGUGACAUAUACAUAUUUAAUCCCCGUAUUCCCACGGAAAGUGUCGACUAGUAUAUUAUAAUAUGCGAGUGUGCGUAUGUCGGUGUCUUAAAGUAUAUGCGUCAUCGUUUACCAAAGGGCGAGAGUGCAGUAUAAUAUUUAAUUAAAAAUAUAACUUGCGUUGUACUACUAACCCUUCAUAUAUACCCCUAUAUAUAUAUAUAUAUAUAUAUAUAUAUAUAUAUAUAUAUAUAUAGGUAUGUGUGUGUGUUUUGUAGUAUCACCAACUCACAACAUUAUAAAAAAAAACAAUAUGCAUUACAUUACCUUGACGGUUGUAAGUUUAGGUAUAUGUGACACUUUACUGUAAAAGAAUAUCCUUCCAAAAGAAAUAUCAUCCGUAGGUAGGUAGGUAGGAAGGAGGUUCUCUGUUCCGCUGUACUUAUGUUUCUUUAUAUUAUUCCUUCAUUAAACGCAGUCUUGUAGAAACUAAAUAUUUGACACGCUACGCUGCUUGAAGCCGCAUGUUUACUUUAUCUUUAUACUUGCCCAAUAACAUGGCCUAUACACAAAAUAUAAGCACUUUAUAAACGGCCUAUAAUUUAAAUUGCACAACCCGUAAACCUGCACCAACCAUUACCAAAUAGUGUGCAAUAAGGUAGUCUUAUAAAAAAUAGCCAAACUUCAAGAGAGCUUGAACAAAAUAAUUCAUUAUCUUGUUUAACUUAUAUAUAAUUGUAUUAACUAUGUGAUCAUGAAGAUGAAUUUGAGUAUGCAUUAGUUAAGUCAAGAAACUAACUGUAAUUAUUACGUAAUUUAAGUUGAAAAUGUAUUAAUAAAUGUAAUACGAUAUGAGACUAUAUUGCGGUUUUUUCAUGAUUUUUUGACAGUUGUAAACACCAGUGCCAUGUAAGAGCAACUUGUGCAUAUAAAUUACAACCAUACUAUAAAUAAAAGACUCAACUUUAA
Molecule: messenger RNA, 8531 nt
Organism: Bicyclus anynana (squinting bush brown)
Lineage: Eukaryota; Metazoa; Arthropoda; Insecta; Lepidoptera; Nymphalidae
Gene: Pak
Product: serine/threonine-protein kinase Pak
Biological process (GO): protein phosphorylation; intracellular signal transduction; regulation of axonogenesis
Cellular component (GO): cytoplasm
Molecular function (GO): ATP binding; protein serine/threonine kinase activity
Source: RefSeq, a predicted model, not a curated record